UUCUUCUCUCUCUUUUUCUCAUCUCUAUCAUAACUUUUUUCCCUUUUCAAUCAUUCACAUUUCGUUUCUCUCUUUCUUUCCACUUUCCUCCUUUUCUUUUUUCCUCUUUUUUUUUCCUUUUUUUCUCUCUCAGUAUCCAUUUUCUCUCCCCCCACCUCCACCUCCUCCUUUCUCUUCCUCCUACUCUUCUUGAUCAUCUUCUUCCUCUUUCAUUUUCCUCUCCCCCUCCGCCUCCUCCUUCUCUUCCUCCUCCUCCUCCUUCUUUUCCAUUCUCUCAUCUUCCUCCCACUUUUUUCCUUUUCCAUCAUCAUCCAACAUUCACUACACCAAAGUAACAACAAAAUCAUCAUCAUCCUCAUCAUCCUCAUGUCAUACUCAGCAUUCACGAAAACACACACAACCACCAACAUCAAACUCUAACUACGAAAACAAAAAGUUCACCCGAACUCUAACUCUCUCUUUCUUUUCCUCUUAGAUAGAAUCUCUCUCUCUCUCUCUCUCUUUCCUCUCACUAUCUCUCAAUGCAACCAACUAUCUCUUACAAUUUUUCAUCAUCAUUUUUAUCUUCUUCUUCCUUAUCAUUAUCAUUUCCACCCACUUAUCAUCUUCCUCCUCUGCCUUCACCAUGUUAAUAAUAUACACAUAUAUUUAUAUCCUCUCUCCCCUCUUACUCUCUCUCUCUCUCUCUCUCUUCCCUCAAUAGCCUCUAUCAUCUCUUUUUCAUCUGAUUUUCCCUUGACUCGCCUUACACCCUUCAUCAUCUUCUUCAUCAUCAUCAUCAUCCUCCUUCUUUUCCUCCUCCUCCUCCUUUUUUCUUCUUCCUUCAUUAUCUCAUCUUUUUCCCUGUUAGUCAAAAGUCUCCCACUUUUUUUUCCUUUUUCAUCUUCUCUCUUUUUCUCUCUCACUUUUCUCUCUCUCUCUCAAUCUCUCACUUAUCUUCCGCCCUCUUUUUUUCUCUUCUCUGAUCUUCAUCUUCAUCAUCAUUGCUGCUUUAGCUUUUUAUCCAAGUUUUUCUUUCUUACAAACUCUCGUCUUUCCAUCUCCUUCUUCAAACUAAUUGUGAGUUUAUCUUAUUUGGAACUUUUUGUUUUUCUUUGAUAUUUUUUUUUUCUCUUUAGAAAAAACAAAUUCUCCAACUUUUCCUAGUCCCAAAUACCAUAGGGAUAUUUACCACCCAUUGGAUAUAUUCAAAGUGCUGGAAUUUACAUAUAAAAACAAUUCUAACUGUUAACAAUUAACAGUAACGCAAGAAAAUGAUUUCAGAAAGUGAUUUCUACAAUCAAACUAAUCAUCAUCACCUUCACUCUGUAAACAAACAACAACAACAACAUAGUCUUAAUAAUAACAACAAACUGUUUGGUGUUGGUCAGAAAAAAAGAUACUCAUGUGACCAAUGUUCAUAUUCAACUGACCGCCGUGACCUUUACCGAAGACAUGAAAACAUCCAUAGGGACGAGAAACCAUUUCGUUGUUACGUUUGUAAUAAGAUGUUCAAUCGAGCUGAUCAUGUAAAGAAACAUUUCCUUCGGAUUCACAAAGGACUCGAAUAUAAUGUUAAACUAAUUAAGAGGUUAAAUGGUGUUGAUUAUUCAUCAUCUUCAUCAUUAUCACCAACAUCGACAACAACAUCCUCAUCAUCAACAACAACAACAACAGUUGACAGCAAUCAAAAUGGAGGUUCCUGUUUAAAUGGUUACCUAACUGAUGGAAUUGGUCAUUUAAUUACAUCGAGUAACGUUAUUGACAAUUUACCAUCACAAUUAACAACAACCACAACCAUAACAACACCAACAACACAAUCAUCUAUCAAUGGAUUCAAUUGUUUAACUAAUUUAACAAGUAAAUCAAAUCAUCGAUCAUUAUUUAAUUCCUAUGGUUCUCAAGCUGUUUUUCCUAAAUUUAAAUCUAUUAAUCCACCUACACAAUCUAACCAACGAUCAUUGUUAACACCUGUAAAAUCACAAUUAACUCAACAAUCAAAUCAACAGCAAUCAACAACAUCAUCAUCAUCAUUACGAUCAUUACAAUUACAAUCAUCAACACCAUCACCACCAAUGGGACAACCUAAUCAACGAUCGUUGUUAACUAUGGUACAAUCAUCACAAACAAAAUCUAAAUGUAAAUCUCAAUUAUCACCAUCACCUAAACCAUUAUCAACACAAUCAAUUUCCCCAAUGAUAAUACAACAACAAUCAACACAAUUACCACCACAAACACAACCACAACCUCAAAGAUCAUUACUAAAUUUGGUACAACAUCAACAUCAACCUUCAAACUCACCAACACCACCACCACCCCAAUCAACAUCAUCCUCGCCCUCACCACCAUCACCAUCCCAACAACCACCCUCAUCGUCAUCAACAUCAUCACUAUUAUCAUCAUUAUCAUCUUUAUCAUCAUUAUCUUCAUUAUCCUCUCUGUCUUCCUCAUCACCAUCAACCUACAAUACAAAUAUUGAUAGUGAUGAUGAUACCACUAUCACCACAAUCAACAAUAACAAUCAAAUAAUAAUAGUAAUUUGUGGUAAACGAAAUUCAAAUCAGAAAUCGAUAAUUAAUCACAUGUUAAAUCACAAUGGCCUUAAACGAUCCCGUAAAUAUCCCUCCCAAUGCUUGACCCGAUCUUCGUCCUCCUCAUCGAUAUCAUCGUCCUCGAAUAUAACCCGAAAGGACCGAAGGAAACAAAGUAAACCCAAACGGGCUUCAAUUGACCCCAACGAAGUUGAACUUUGUGUCUCCUAAACAAUUAAAUUUGAAAGGGAAACAAAUUCUAAAUUAACUCACUCAUCAUGAUCAUCAUAAUUAAUUAACUAAUAUCCUUAAUUGCCAAAUUGUUUCUAAUCUAUUAGCUCUAAUCACCACUCAUAUUUAUAUGUAAUAAUUAAAACCAAGUGUAAUUAAGUGUGGGUGUUAAUGUUAAAUAUUAUAUUAUAUUGAUAAAAUAAAAUAGUAUCGUUGGAAAAUCAA
Molecule: messenger RNA, 2966 nt
Organism: Panonychus citri (citrus red mite)
Lineage: Eukaryota; Metazoa; Arthropoda; Arachnida; Trombidiformes; Tetranychidae
Exons: 1
Coding region: 1254-2741 (495 amino acids)
Biological process (GO): regulation of gene expression
Cellular component (GO): nucleus
Source: RefSeq, a predicted model, not a curated record